This is a messenger RNA of Cantharellus anzutake, 768 nucleotides long. Its product is annotated as ribosomal protein L19/L19e domain-containing protein. Gene Ontology annotation, cellular component: ribosome; cytosolic large ribosomal subunit. The coding region runs from base 1 to 591 and encodes 196 amino acids. NCBI's taxonomy places the organism in Eukaryota, Fungi, Basidiomycota, Agaricomycetes, Cantharellales, Hydnaceae. The transcript has 4 exons. Gene Ontology annotation, molecular function: RNA binding; structural constituent of ribosome. The record is from RefSeq and is a predicted model, not a curated record. Gene Ontology annotation, biological process: translation.
AUGAAUCUCCGUCUUCAAAAAAGGCUCGCAGCCUCCGUCGCUGGUGUUGGCAAGCGUAAAAUCUGGCUUGAUCCCGCUGAGCAGGCUGAAAUUGGGAAUGCGAACUCUCGUCAGGCCAUCAGAAAGCUGAUCAAGGACGGACACAUAAUUACAAAACCAGUCACAAUCCAUUCCCGCGCGCGUGUGCACGUAAGGCAUGCCGCCAAACGCAAAGGUCGCCACACUGGUCUUGGUAAGCGGAAAGGUACUGCCGAGGCCCGUCUUCCGACGAAGCUUGUGUGGAUGAGACGUCAGCGUAUCAUGCGAAGACUGCUCAGAAAGUAUCGUGAAACUAACAAGAUUGAUAAGUCGCUAUAUCAUUCACUCUAUUUGAAGGCGAAGGGUAAUACCUUCAAGAACAAGCGUGUGCUGGUAGAGUACAUCCACAAGACGAGAGCCGAGAGGUUGCGAACCAAGGCUAUCAGUGACCAGCUCGAAGCUCGCCGUCUUCGGAUAAAGGCGAAUCGCGAACGCCGCCAAGCCAAGGCGGGGAGACGAGGUGGUUAUGCAACCAGGGAACCACGGGGGGCAGAUACUCUCAAGCCCGAGUAAACGUGUCAUUGGCUUGGUUGUGUUAUUUAGGAUGUCCUCGCUAUCUCUUAUCCCAUCUUUCUUCCCUACCGAUUAUUCUUCACCUAAUCGGUCCUGCAUUACUCUUUUUUUUGCAUUCCCAUGCCCUCUUGUCAUAUGCGUUUACAUCCUGAGUAUCAAUAUGUCCAUGCCUCCGAG